AUGGCCGGUUUUGAGCGAAGUCCCAGAUCUCCAGAAGCAGUCCCGACGGUGGAUGCAGAUGGGACCCAACCUGAGAUUUGGGGUUGGUGUAUCCAGGGCAUUGGACAGGGGUCGAACGUGGGAAUCUCUUUUGUGUCCAGUACAAUGGCUUUGACCUCGUUCUCCAAGUCGUACAUUCUCGAUUUCCAGUUCUCAUCCUGGUACCCAAAAUUCCGCCAUAUCAGUAUUAAAUCAACAAUUAUCAAACCACUUACACAAGAUUUUUGCAACUAUCUCAAUGCCGAUGGAAUCUUUGUGCCCAAAGGUUCAGAACCUGAAUCACCCGGACUAGAAAAUGACGAUGAGGAAGCCGAAAGUGACGAUGAAGAUGAGAACAAGCAGUACUCAUUUCCAGAGCUAGAUGCGAAAGUUAGAGAAUGUAUCGCUGAAUACGGAGCAGUCUUCCCAAAGCUGAAUUUUUCAUCACCAAAGGACGCGAACUGGAUCCUCCCUGCUUCGGCACCUCUAAAAUGCACAUCUCCAGCGGAUGUUUACAUGCUCUUGAAAUCCUCUGACUUUAUAAAUCAUGAUUUGGACCCUGAAUUGGUGUUCGAGGGAUGCGAAGAGUCCCCUUCAUGGGAGCGGGAAACGUACGAGUUAGAACUGGUGCUGAGGAAGUGGUACUACAUGGAACGAAAUCGGGAGAUGCGUUGUUUCGUCCGGAAUAACCAGCUGAUAGCAAUAUGUCAGCGAGACAACAACUACUAUGAUUUUUUGAACGAGGAUGAAACAAAGAAACAAAUCUCAACCGCAAUCGAGGAAUUCUGGGGCUCAAAAAUCAAACCGGUCUGGACUUCUAGUAACGAUUACAUAUUUGAUGUACUACUCACACGCGACCUACGCCGAGCACACAUCGUCGACUUCAACCCUUUCGUUACUCGGACAGAUCCUUUACUGUUUACUUACAAGGAGCUGCAAGCCUUGAUGGUCAGAUCACAGGAGGGACCAGUGUUCCGGGUCAUCGAUUCUCGUUCUCACCCUACGGCGAACGUCAACUCGCCUGCAAACCAGCACAACAUGGUGCCUUACGAGGCCCUAACAAUGAGCAGUGGGAGAAAUAUACAAGAUUUUUCAGGACUUUGGGAACAGAGUAUUGUCGAGAGUAUGAACAGUAAUGACGAUGGUGAUCGAUAACAAGAACGAGUAUUCAAAAAGCACCAGAUUGAUAGACAACUUCAUUCACUAUAAAGCGGGCUGGCCGACAAU
This is a messenger RNA of Marasmius oreades (fairy-ring Marasmius), 1245 nucleotides long. RefSeq lists its product as uncharacterized. Gene Ontology annotation, cellular component: cytoplasm. The transcript is spliced from 5 exons. The record is from RefSeq and is a predicted model, not a curated record. NCBI's taxonomy places the organism in Eukaryota, Fungi, Basidiomycota, Agaricomycetes, Agaricales, Marasmiaceae. The coding region runs from base 1 to 1173 and encodes 390 amino acids.